Messenger RNA from Iphiclides podalirius (scarce swallowtail), 1551 nucleotides. NCBI's taxonomy places the organism in Eukaryota, Metazoa, Arthropoda, Insecta, Lepidoptera, Papilionidae. The record is from the annotation of a GenBank genome assembly.
AUGAAGUGCCAAAUAGUAUUGUUUACUUUGUCACUCCUUUGGAAUUGUGCGGUUUCAGAGACAUGCGUGACACCGCUUGGGGCGAGCAGCACGUGUAAAUCCCUCUACGACUGUAAGACUCUGCUGUCCGCCUUUGAACAACGUCCGUUAAGGAACGACGUAGUUAGCUUCCUAAGACAAUCGCAAUGCGGAUUCGAGGGCUAUGUCCCGAGAGUGUGCUGCGGUCCGCUGCCUAGUCAGAAGCCAACUACCACGGCUGCACCUCAGACGACAAAACCAACAUUAAUAUUUGGUGGAGCCGUCGAUCCAGUGUCGUCCGAAGAUUCCUUACCAGCGCCUUCGGGCCAAUGUGGCAAAGACUCGAACGGAGACAGAAUAUAUGGCGGACAAUUUACAGACUUGGGAGAAUUCCCGUGGAUGGCUUUACUUGGAUACCUCACAAAGGAAAAUAAGAUGUCUUAUCAAUGUGGCGGAGUUCUAAUAAAUAAACGAUACGUGCUGACCGCUGCCCAUUGCACGGUUGGAGAGAUAGAAAAUGCGGUUGGGAAAUUACAAUCCGCCCGAUUAGGUGAAUAUGAUAUUCAAACGGACGUGGAUUGUAUUGAUGGUGAAUGCGCCGACCCUCACCAAGAAAUUGCUGUAAUGGCAGCUUAUCCCCAUCCUGGCUUCGUUGAUGGUAAAGUAAAUAGAGAGGAUGAUAUCGCGUUAGUAAGACUAGCCCAACGUGUCAAAUAUACCGAUUUCGUUCAGCCAAUCUGUUUAGUUGAUACUAGCUUGCGUUUGGACGCAGGCACUGACGUUUUUGUAGCUGGCUGGGGAAAGACCUUACUGGGAACUCGCAGCCCGGUAAAACUGAAGCUGGGUAUGCCCAUAUUCAAUAAAUCAGAUUGCUUGAAAAAGUACAAUAAAGUUGGAGCCAUGCUAACGGAUAAGCAGAUAUGCGCUGGCGGUGCAUUCGCUGAAGACGCUUGCAGGGGUUGUGUUUGGAAACCUUACUACAACUUCAGGAAUUUUUGUGGACAACAAUGUGUGACAACAAUCACAAAACAUAAGAUUGUUUAUGAGGCUGAGUUUUCCGAAGAUUUCAAAAGCUGUAAGGGAUUCGAAAAUAAAAAUAUAAAGUGCGAUAGCUUCAAACUUGGCGUGGUAGGUGGUAAUGAAGAGGAAUACAGUAAUCUCGGUGUAAACGGAGAGCUUGAAAUGUUGAGAAGUGUGGAGAACGGUUAUUCGAUAAACUUAGAAGUUUGGAAGCUUUUGGAUAUCGGGAAAGAAUUUUCAUUUGCAUCAGUUGGUGAUAUCUGCAAAAGUAUCAAGAAUGAAGAUGCGCCGUGGUAUCCUCUUAUACAAAGUAUGAAUGUAUCUGAUUGUCCUAUUCCAGCGAAAACUUACUCCAUAUCAGACUUAUUAAUAUCAUUGGAAUUUGCUAAAGAUCUCCUAUGUCUGGAAUUCUGCGGCGAGUACGAGGUGCUGUUUUCGGUGUUGGAUGAGAAAGAAGAACAGUUGUCGUGUUACGUUCUAGGUAUUUCUAUCACUGAAGUUGAAACGGACGAC